Raphanus sativus (radish) is the source of this 749-nucleotide messenger RNA. RefSeq names its product protein cornichon homolog 4. Bases 104 to 517 code for a protein of 137 amino acids. Lineage: Eukaryota; Viridiplantae; Streptophyta; Magnoliopsida; Brassicales; Brassicaceae. The transcript is spliced from 4 exons. Gene Ontology annotation, biological process: vesicle-mediated transport. The record is from RefSeq and is a predicted model, not a curated record.
UCUCGUUUUGUCUUUCUUGGUUCCGAUCAGAAACUCAAAAAAACCGAAGCCAAACUGAACUAAUCGGAAUCUCAGGCGACCACAGAGGCAGAAGGAGGGGAAGAUGGGAGAUAUUUGGGCAUGGCUUAUAUCCUUCUUCUUCCUCAUCGCUCUUGUGGCAAUCAUCGUAUACCAGCUUGUUUGCUUAGCGGAUCUGGAGUUUGAUUACAUAAACCCAUACGACUCAGCGUCGAGGAUAAACUAUGUGGUGUUACCGGAGUUCAUUAUUCAAGGAGUUCUAUGUGUAUUCUAUCUGUUUACAGGACACUGGUUCAUGGCAAUCCUUUGUCUCCCUUAUAUGUACUACAACUUCCAACUUUACUCGAAGCGACAACACUUGGUAGAUGUAACGGAGAUAUUCAACCUGCUAAACUGGGAGAAGAAGAAACGGCUGUUCAAGCUUGCUUACAUAAUACUUAACCUCUUUCUCACUAUCUUCUGGAUGAUAUAUUCAGCGUUGGAUGAUUACGAGGACUGAUUGACACAAGACGUCAUCCAUCUGAUUGAGACACCGCUGCUUAAAGAUAACAGCGAGUCCUCCUGCUCGUCGUCCUCGUGGACACCAUGGAUAAAAAAUGAAAGGACUAAAUUGUAUUUGCUUUUACCUGUUUGAUGACGAUGCAUGUUUGUAAGAUUAUUAGUGGCAGAAAGAUUCGUGUUAUUGUGUAUCGUUCGUUAUCCUGAUGUUUCAGCUGUCUUGUUAUGUCUGA